AUGGUUGAAGAUCCAAUGACGCUGGAAAGUCAGAGCUUCUAUGCUGUUCCAGAUGCUUCGUCAAUCGGUCUUUCUAGCCGGAUCACCGAGCCGAGCCGAUCCAGGAUAGACUGGGGUUUCGGCACCACGUAUAACUCAUUUGACCUGGGAAGCGACCAAGACCUUACGUUGAGUAAUCAGGAAUACAACUUCCUGGCAUCACUUCCAACACGGGGCCAGGAAGCUGAACCCAUACUGCCAUUCCCGGUAGCAAGUUCCCAUGCCCUGUCCAAAGCUUUUAAACGGUCCGUUGGUCGCUGGGACCCUGAGAAGCGGCAUUAUAGGGCCGCGGAAGAGUCUCAUCUAUCCCUAGCCCGAGCGGGAACUACGAAGAUAGACUGCCUAGGAGAUUGGAACAGUCAAAUAUUCAGUCAGAAUCUCUCAUCAAAUAUCCGGGAUGAAAUCUUGAGACUUGUGGUCAGCUCGUGUGAGCAAGACAAUAUCGUCAAUAUUAUUUCAUCCUUUCCCCCCAUCGAGGUCAUAGACAGACUGCUCAAGUCGUUCUUCACGCAACAUGCCACUCUCACAGACACAUGGAUCCACAUCCCUUCGUUUCAGGUGACCGACACCAGGCUAGAGCUACUUAUCGCUUGCAUAGCGUCGGCGGCUGCAAGGUCUUCAAGUCGUCCCAUACAGAAAUUUGGGCUAGCGUUGCAAGAAUUUCUGGUGUUUCAACUCUGGCUCGUGGCUGAGAAAGCAAAUAUGCUGACUCGCGAUCUACAAUUUUUACAAGCAUUUGCCCUCCAUCUCGAGAUCGGACUGUGGAGCGGUGUCAAGAGGAAAAUGGAGAUGUCUGGAAGCUUUAGUUGUAUCUUGACAAGUUCGCUGCGAGGGGGUGGACAUUACCGCUAUGCGACUUGCUCGCCACCCACGUUAAGUCUCGCUGACGAAGGGGAGAUUCUGGAGAUGAAGUGGAAGCAGUGGGUGCACGAGGAGUCUUUUAAAAGACUCGUCUUUCACGCCCACAUUUACUGCUCACAAGAGUCCUUGAUGACAUCAGGAACAUCGACUCUACCUCACACAGAGUUAUCGGUGCCAGUUCCUUGCUCCAGAGAGUUGUGGUUCGCCAAAUCAGCUUUAGAAUGGAAAAGGAUUUAUUUGGAGUCUUCGGGUAUUGGCCAGGGGGGUCGCUCACCAUCCUUCGCCGAUAUCCUACCAGACCCCAUAAGCUCCAGGACUCUAUCAAGAUUAUAUGACCACCGUCUCAUUCAGUUCUGUUUACUCUACUCGGUAUCCACCAUGAUCCGGAGAUACUGGCAGGAUAAAAGUAUUUUCUCCUUGACCGGACUUAGCAGUUUCACACGGGUGAGCGGCUUCUCGGAUGAAGUUCAACAUCAACGAAUUCUGUACAUCCUCAGUCAAAUCAAAUCGAGCUACGAAUAUCCAGAAUCAUCGCACUCAAUCGAGCUGGAUCUGAUCUCAGACUUUCUCUCCAUGCACCUUUUCGCCCCUUUCGAUCAGAUGGAACUGGCCGCUGGCAAAGAAGGUCUUGAAGAAGCUCAAAGGGCGGUUCCGUCACUAGUGCAGUGGUUCCAGGCUGAACGCCCGAGACAAGCCGUCUGGCACGCCAGUCAAGUGCUACGGGCAAUACGAAUGCUGUCGCCCGAGCGCCUCAUGCAUUUCUACGCCGUUGCAGCCUACCACGCUGGCCUCUGCUUGUGGACAUAUGGCGUUCUAUCGCAGCAGGUCGAAAGUCCGCCUGCGCACAAUGCAACAUCAACUCCAUCGGUUCCAGACGAAGUUGUACUCGACCGCGAAGAAAGUAUCAAGGCACAGAGAUGGAUCAACUUCAAUCUCGGAGUGCCCGUUAUCUCUAGCGGACACGAAGAUCAGGUUACCAACGACAAGCGCACGGUUCGCAUCCAUUCUUCUCAAGCCCUUGCCAACACGCUACUGCAGGACAUCAUGUCAAGGUUUUCGUGGAAGAAUUCUCUGCUCGUCGAGAAUGUCUGUUGCCUCAUGGAAGCUUUGCGCAAUAUCGGUCAAGGCACCGAGGGAGGGGAGUGA
Rhinocladiella mackenziei CBS 650.93 is the source of this 2046-nucleotide messenger RNA. RefSeq lists its product as uncharacterized. Gene Ontology annotation, biological process: DNA-templated transcription. The record is from RefSeq and is a predicted model, not a curated record. Lineage: Eukaryota; Fungi; Ascomycota; Eurotiomycetes; Chaetothyriales; Herpotrichiellaceae. The coding region runs from base 1 to 2046 and encodes 681 amino acids. The transcript has 4 exons. Gene Ontology annotation, molecular function: DNA binding; zinc ion binding.